This is a messenger RNA of Anastrepha ludens (Mexican fruit fly), 2040 nucleotides long. RefSeq lists its product as uncharacterized. The transcript has 2 exons. Gene Ontology annotation, molecular function: nucleic acid binding; zinc ion binding. The record is from RefSeq and is a predicted model, not a curated record. The coding region runs from base 1 to 2040 and encodes 679 amino acids. Lineage: Eukaryota; Metazoa; Arthropoda; Insecta; Diptera; Tephritidae.
AUGAUUCUCCAGCAACUUGACAAAACGACGCAGGCCAAAUGGGAGGAAACCUCUUCGAUCAGCGAGCUGCCAUCCUGGGAUCAAUUGACUGCAUUCUUGGAAAGGCGCUGCCGAAUGCUUGAGAAUGUUGAGCAUGCUGUUCAAACACAGACUGGUCAGGCGCUAAGGCAUAGCAAAAACGACAGUAUUAGUCAAAGGAAAACGUUUGUCGCCUCCAAAGGCUCAACACGUGUUUGUAUAUUUUGUGGAUCACCCGGGCAUGCAAUUUAUAGUUGUCAACUUUUCGCAAAUUUAGAUCCGAACUCGCGCCUGGGGGAAGUUAAGAAGCUUGAACUUUGUCUUAACUGCCUCAAGGCUGGCCAUCAAAUGCGGAACUGCAAAUCCGGAUCGUGCCGCACCUGCCAGUCGAAACGCCACACGCUCCUGCAUUUUUACCGCUCAACUGCUUCGUUAACCGAUAGUCAAGCCGAUGCUUCAUCAGUGGCCACAAUUCGAUCCAGUGCUAUGACUGCAUCGAUAUCUGCUUCGCUUAAUGCCCCCGUGUCUCCUUCUGAUGCUGUGCUCCUAGCUACUGCCGUCAUUCUUGUAAAAAAUCGUGCUGGAAUCUUCGUGUCCUGUCGCGCUCUUUUGGAUUCUGGUUCCCAGUUGCACUUCGUCACAACUCGCUUCGCAAAUCAACUUCAGCUAUUCCAAACAAAAGCUUCUGCUACAGUCUCUGGAAUUGGAGAUGCCAACUUCCCAACGGAAGGUUACUCACUCGAUCUCGUACUUAAGUCGCGGAUUUCAGAUUUUUCAACAAGCAUCACUGCCCUUGUUGAGAAAACCAUCACCGACAAUCAGCCUGGCUGCUCCGUGAGCACCAACGAGUGGAGUGUUCCGUCGAAUAUACCACUAGCCGAUCCUGGGUUCAACUUACCACAGCGUAUUGAUCUGCUCAUCGGAGCAGGACUGUUCUUCGAUCUACUUUGUGUGGGUCAGAUACGCUUAGGAUCUGGUUUACCACUACUUCAGAAAACUCGUCUCGGAUGGGUGCUAUCUGGAGGUGGGCAACAAACUCCAAACCUGUCAUCAUUCGUCGUGAGGCAGAAAUCCUCCAGUGGUCUCAUUCCCAGCACUCGGCUGGACUAUUUAGUACGUCGGUUUUGGGAGAUCGAGCACAUUUUCGAACCGGUCUCUAAGGCCUCCAAAGAAGAUCUUGACUGCGAAGCCCACUUCCAGGGAAAUUAUUUUCGAUUGCCAUCAGGUGAAUACUCUGUUCGUCUGCCCAUAAAACGCAGCAUGGAUGCCCUAGGAGACUCCUAUUUACAAGCUCGUCAACGCUUUCAAGGUCUGGAACGAAAAUUCGCCCGUAACCCUGAUCUAAAGGCAGAAUACAGUAAGUUUAUUAAGGAAUAUCUGGAACUCAACCACAUGUCGCUGGUUUCCAACGAGGUUGUACAACAAUGCAAGUACUUCCUGCCACAUCAUUGCGCUAUCAAGGAUGACACACUUUCUGCAGACAUCUGUAAGAUGUAUAGGUGUGUUCGCGUCACUCCACCGGACAACAUGCUCCAAUGUAUUUUGUGGCGAGAAUCUCCACAAGAAGACUUUCGCAUCUAUAAGCUCGACACGGUGACGUAUGGAACUAAGCCUGCAGCGUUUCUAGCCAUCCGAGCCAUGCACCAACUCGCAGCAGACGAAUCCGCGACUGAUCCCAUUGGAGCAGAAGCGGUACUUCGGGACUUCUAUGUAGAUGACCUGAUAACUGGGGGCGAUUCAAUGGCAGAAGUACUCAACAUUAAACUGCAAACAACUAGCCUUCUUACCCGAGGAAGCUUCAAGUUACGCAAAUGGUGCUCUAAUAGUCCUGAGAUCCUUCGUGAUAUUCCUGACGUAGACAAGGAAAAGUUUCUUAAGUUUGACGAUGGCAGUGACAUCACCAAAGCACUGGGGCUUGUCUGGGACCCGCACAAGGACAAAUUGCUAUUUUCAUUUGUACCACAAAGAGAAUUCGGAAAAAACUCCAAACGCUCUGCUUUGUCUACACUAGCUCGAUGUUAA